Messenger RNA from Trichoplusia ni (cabbage looper), 535 nucleotides. RefSeq names its product pupal cuticle protein 36a-like. The transcript has a single exon. The annotation marks the transcript as partial. The record is from RefSeq and is a predicted model, not a curated record. NCBI's taxonomy places the organism in Eukaryota, Metazoa, Arthropoda, Insecta, Lepidoptera, Noctuidae.
CUAAACGUGACGCUAACCUCCUCCAAAACUUUUCAGUUCAUCGUCCUCGCUUUGGUGUCUGCGGCAUCAGCUGCUCGCCUCGACAAACCCAUCUACCUGCCUCCCAGCGCUGGCUCUUCAGGUGGAGCCAACGCUGGACUCCAAGCACCCUUCGGAGCUGAACAGGGAAGUCUGGGACAGGCAGGACUUGGACAAGGGGGACAGGCUUCCGCUUACAGUCAAGCAGAAAUCCUGAACUACGAAAAUGAGAUUAAUGAAGAAGGUUAUCGUUAUGCCUAUGAGACCAGUGACGGAACUAAGGCUGAACAGCAAGGUGAGUUUGAGAAAGUGUUAAAUACUUUUUGGUAAGUUUUUCUCUUGUUCAUAUUGUCUCGGGUUUUAUUUGUUCGGGUUAUGAUUUCUUCACAAUCUUUCAAUUAUGAAUGUGAGAGUCGUACUUGAUUGAAAUUUUCACAUUCUUUAAUUAUAUUUCAUUUGUUUUGUUCUAAAUAUUUCAUAAGGAUUUUAUAGUAGUAGCAAUCCUGUUUAGAGAUUA